Messenger RNA from Babesia ovata, 3519 nucleotides. RefSeq names its product pre-mRNA-splicing factor ATP-dependent RNA helicase. The record is from RefSeq and is a predicted model, not a curated record. NCBI's taxonomy places the organism in Eukaryota, Apicomplexa, Aconoidasida, Piroplasmida, Babesiidae. Gene Ontology annotation, biological process: spliceosomal complex disassembly. Gene Ontology annotation, cellular component: catalytic step 2 spliceosome; intracellular anatomical structure. The transcript is spliced from 8 exons. Gene Ontology annotation, molecular function: RNA binding. The coding region runs from base 1 to 3519 and encodes 1172 amino acids.
AUGGUUUUAGACGGUCUAUCUGAGCUGCAAAGUCUCAGCGCAUCGUCGAAGGUUGCACAAAUCCUUAAAAAUCACCUAGAUGUCGACAAUUCGGACCUUGUGGAAUUCAUUAUACACCUAGCGAAGAAGGCAAAAAAUGCUGCUGACUUCAACCGACUACUCGAUGAAAAUGAAGCUGAGAUGCCCGUGGCGCUCGGAGAGCAACUCUUCAACGUUGUGAGAACUCUGGACCCUCCAAAGAAGAACAAAGAAACGUGGGACGAUAUAAUAGCCGCGGAUGAUGACGAACGACUAAACUUCCCUGCACUCUCCAUGAGGAACAGUGAUAUCAAAAAUGACAACAGACACAAAAUUGAAGUCAAGAAGGAGGGAGAACUAUCAGACUGGGCUAAAGAACUUUUGAAGAAGGAGGCAGGUCAAGUGGACGAGGUCGACAGGGGCAGAGACACCCGAAGAAAUCGGGAUGUACCACAUGAAAGGAAAAGGAGUAGCCGUGGAAGAGAGGCAAAUACACGUGAAAGGGAUGCGAGGGAUGCGUAUAGUGAUUACAAGGAAAGCUACAGAAGGGAUCACCACCGUUCACGAGGCGAUGACAGAGACCGGCGGCGUCGCAGCUAUGAGAGGAGUAGCAGUAGCAGCGAGGAGCGUCCUCCCACAUCGGACAUUAAAGGACAAAUAUUCCUUGGUAGGGUAACCAGAAUUAUGGAAUAUGGUGCCUUCGUAUCGUUUCGUACCAAAACUAGGAGGCAUGCAGGUCUCCUACACGUAUCGGAAAUACUCCCGGGGAAACGCAGGCUGCUGGAUGUCAGAGAAGUUUUAGAAGAAGAUAUGGAUGUUUAUGUUAAGGUCCUUGCGGUAAACGGUGACAAGGUUAAUCUGUCAAUGAAAACAGUGGACCAAAAAACAGGAAAAGAGGAUGCCAGCCGAACCGCAUCUUCAAUAAGUGAGGACACCCAAGUCAGGCGUGCACCAACUAGUAUGAUGGGAGAAUCGACCAAUGCCUCGUUAAACAAUUAUGCGCAUGACGUUGAGGGCAGAAAACGGCGUAUGGUCACUGAUCUUGAGAGGUGGGAACAGCAGCAGUUAAUUAACAGCGGUGUUCUAACGAAAGGGGAGCGCAUGGGCAUGAAUUUAAAUCCAGAUCGCGAUGUGGUAGAGGAGGAGAUAGAAAUCGAAAUUAAUGAAGCGUGUCCCACCUUCCUCAAGGGUCAAACGAGACGUUCAGGCAUCGAGUUAUCGCCAAUUAAAAUCGUAUCAAACCCAGAGGGCUCACUUGCCAGGGCUAUAACUACAAGCUCGACAAUCGCAAAGGAACGAAGAGAUGCCGAAAGAGCGCAAGAGGAUCAUCACGUAAUGGCAACCCGUCACGAUGACACAAGUGGCGGGGAAAGUUUUAACUUGCGCCAGGGAGGUAGUACCACCGCACAGUUCAUGAUGGAAUUGCAAAAGGCCAAUCGCAUGCAUAAAAGGGAACACGGUCCGGGUGAUAGAGGGCAGCAGAAACAUACUACUGUGGGGUCGAUUAAGGAACAGCGAGAGUCGUUGCCAAUUUACAGUUUCAGGGAAGAUCUACUGCAGGCUGUUAGUGAAAAUGAUGUACUCAUCGUAGUGGGUGAAACCGGAAGCGGAAAGAGUACACAGAUACCCCAAUACCUCGCGGAAAGUGGGUACAAUUGUGGGGAAAAUGGCAGCGUCAGAGUCAUAGGGUGCACUCAGCCGAGAAGGGUGGCCGCAAUCUCAGUGGCAAAGCGCGUAGCUGAGGAAGUUGGUUGCAGGCUGGGUCAAGAAGUCGGAUACUGCAUACGAUUUGAAGAUUGCACAACAAAAGACACCAUGAUCAAGUUCAUGACUGACGGUAUGCUGCUGAGAGAGGUGCUGCAGGACCCUAUGCUUGAGCGGUACUCCUGCAUCAUGCUCGACGAGGCACAUGAGCGCACCAUAGCUACAGAUGUACUGUUCGCACUGCUCAAGGAAUGCUGCGCAAAGCGAACUAAUUUCAAGCUCAUCGUCACCUCUGCUACACUGGAAGCAGAAAAGUUUUCUGCAUACUUCAACGACUCCAGCAUUUUUUCAAUACCCGGUAGAAUGUUCCCAGUGGAGAUACUGCAUACCAAGGAGCAGGAGAGUGACUAUAUAGAGGCGUCCUUGAUUACAGUGCUCAACAUCCACUUAAACGAACCUGCUGGUGACAUAUUGCUUUUCCUCACUGGGCAAGAAGAGAUCGACUUAGCGUGUAGAACACUGCAUGAACGUAUGAAGAGGCUUCAGUCAGUAUCGCCACCGCCUCUGAUAAUUUUGCCUGUAUAUGCGGCGUUGCCAGGAGAAAUGCAAAGCGCAAUCUUUGAACCAACACCACCUGGCUGCAGGAAGUGUGUUAUAGCGACUAAUAUCGCAGAAGCAUCAUUAACCAUAGACGGCAUAUUCUACGUCAUCGACCCUGGCUUCGCCAAAGUAAAGAGGUAUAACCCGAGAACGGGCAUGGAAUCUCUAGUGGUCGUGCCCAUAUCGCAAGCAAGCGCAAAGCAGAGAGCGGGAAGAGCAGGCAGAACUGGCCCCGGGAAGUGCUACAGGCUGUAUACGGAGGAUUCAUACAGGUCAGAAAUGCUUCCCAUGGCUGUUCCAGAAAUACAACGAACAAAUCUUGCCAAUGUCGUUAUCUUGCUCAAGGCAAUGGGAAUCAACGAUUUCCUGAAUUUCGACUUCAUGGACAAACCCCCUGUCGAAACGUUAAUCGAUGCGUUGGACAAUCUCUACCACCUAGGUGCCCUCGACGACGAAGGCCUGCUGACCAGGCUUGGGCGGAAAAUGGCAGAAUUCCCCAUGGACCCUAACAUGGCAAAAAUGCUCCUUACCUCAAUAGAACUGGGGUGUUCCGAUGAAAUAAUCACCAUUGUUUCAAUGCUGUCCAUACAGAACAUUUUUUACAGACCUCAGGACAAACAAGCGCAGGCGGACAGGGCGAAAUCGCGAUUCACGCAGGCAGAAGGGGAUCAUCUUACAUUAUUAGAAGUGUACAACCGGUGGAGGCAGAAUAAAUUCUCUUCCCUUUGGUGUCACGAAAAUUUCAUUCAGUCGCGUGCGUUGCUAAGGGCACAGGAAGUACGAAAACAACUCAUAUCAAUAAUGGACAGGUACAAUUUCAGGGUAAAGUCGUGUGGCAACGAUACAGAGAAGGUUGCGAAGUCUGUCUGCGCCGGGUUCUUCCACCACUCAGCCCGCAGGGAUCCACAGGAGGGGUAUCGCACCAUACUGGAUCAGCAGAACGUGUUUAUACACCCCUCUUCAGCUCUGUACAACAGGUCACCGGAAUACGUUGUGUACCACGAGCUGGUUAUGACUACAAAGGAGUACAUGCGAGACCUCACCACAGUCAAGGCGCAAUGGCUCCUCGAACUGGCGCCAUCCAUGUUCAAGAAGUGCGAAGGAGUGAGCAAGGCCAAGAUGGGUCAAAAAAUCGAACCGCUUCAUAAGAAAUUCGAAGAAAAGGACGCGUGGAGGCUCUCCAAACGCAGAGGGUAA